AUGGCAGGCAAGAAACGAGACAGCUCGGACAUCUCUUCGCCCUCCGAUACGUCCCCAACCACGCCGUCCAAAAAGGCCAAAGGCAAAGCAGCUACAUCAUCACCCGCCAAGGUCAAAUCCGAAUCGUCGAGCUCAGGAGACAGCGGAGAAGUGCAAGGGAAGAAGACUGGACCGUGGUUCGGCGAAGAGCUAAGGAUGCUUUACAGCAUCAUGUGUCCGAAAAGGACCGGGGUGAAAUGGGACGAAGUGGCCGCUCAGAUCCCUGGGAGAGAUGUGAAAUCAUGUACGAACAAGUGGGCCAGGGUCCAAGGCAAGAUCAUGGAAGCCAUCGAGGCGCUCGGCGAGUGA
This is a messenger RNA of Kockovaella imperatae, 348 nucleotides long. RefSeq lists its product as hypothetical. Bases 1 to 348 code for a protein of 115 amino acids. The record is from RefSeq and is a predicted model, not a curated record. NCBI's taxonomy places the organism in Eukaryota, Fungi, Basidiomycota, Tremellomycetes, Tremellales, Cuniculitremaceae. The transcript has 3 exons.